Hydra vulgaris (swiftwater hydra) is the source of this 1322-nucleotide messenger RNA. RefSeq lists its product as uncharacterized. The record is from RefSeq and is a predicted model, not a curated record. NCBI's taxonomy places the organism in Eukaryota, Metazoa, Cnidaria, Hydrozoa, Anthoathecata, Hydridae.
CGAACGGUCGAAGUCAUAACCGGCAGCACAUUGUUUAUUGGUAAAAUUGAUAAUUAUAACUUGGCUGCCGUUUUAUUUUUUAAUUAACGACGAAAGUUGUUUCAAAAUGCAAUUAUCAAAAAUCAGAGUGGCGUAAUCAUUUAGGCAGUUCAUUUUUGUGACGUUGGUAAUAACAGGUGUAUUAAAGCCAGCAAUUGAAAAAAGCAAUAACUUUUUUUUUAUAAUAUAAGCUGUAUUUGUUACUACAAAGAUGACAAACCUAUUAGAUUUUAGUUCAAACCCUGAACUAUUUGCUUUGGAAGCUCUCGAAUAUAUUAAACAUAAAAAAAUUGAACAAUUUCUUACAACUGUGCAGCAUUUAAAUGACUGUUAUGACAAAGAAUUCGCCAAGUUACAGAAGUUUGCAGAAUAUUGCAUAAAAGAUAUUUUAAUUUUGCUUCAAACUUCUUUGAAUAAUGCAAGUUUUGAAUAUUUGUUAUGGAGCUCUCUAAAUUUAACUCUUUUUUCUCCAAUUGCACAAAAAUAUGUUUGGAGAGAUAAAACUGUUCUUGUUUCUUUUAAAACUGCUUUGUUGUUAGCAAAUCAAACAAAUAAUGGUAAGCUUGUAAAAGCAACCACAAAUUUUUUAUCUUCUGCACUUGUUGGUGCUCCAGAUGACUUCUUUGAAAAAAUUCAUGAACUUAGAAUCAUUGUAAGUUUAUUAUCUGUUUUAAGUAAUAGUUCAAAUUAUUCAGAAGAAUCUUUAAAGUCAAUCAUUUGUUGCUUUGGCUUGUUAUGUGAUGGUACACAAAAUUGUAAAAAAGACCUUGUUGAUCUUGAUGUUGGCAAGUUUGUUCUUGAUAUCGGAGAAAAGUAUGCAUUAGAUGAGGAUUUCAAUGAACUAGCAGCAUUGACUUAUGAUGAUAUUAUAUUUUUAAAGCAAGAUGGACGAACUAUAGGCAGGCAAAAGUUUAUAAAGUCUCAAAUAGGUAGAAUUUUGAUGUGUUCUAACUUAGAUUGCUUGCAAUUACAGAAAACAACCAAGUUUAAGAAAUGCUCCAGAUGUAAACUUACUGUAUAUUGUUCGAAAAGCUGUCAAGUAGUACACUGGAAGAUGUAUCACCAUAAAGUUUGUUCAGUUUAAUAUUGCUUUUUUAUAUAUCUUUAAUUGUAUGAUAUUUUUAGUUGUAUGAUAUCUUUAAUAUUGAGUAAAAUUGUAAUAAGUUGGCCACUUUGCAGAAAGAAUAAAAAGACUAAAUAUAUAUUGACUAUAUAAAAAAAUGUAUAUAAAAUUUAUUUUUGAAAGUCACAAUUUAAUCUUCUUUUAAAUUAUUUUUUUUAAU